This is a messenger RNA of Gossypium raimondii (Peruvian cotton), 1374 nucleotides long. RefSeq lists its product as uncharacterized. The coding region runs from base 132 to 437 and encodes 101 amino acids. Lineage: Eukaryota; Viridiplantae; Streptophyta; Magnoliopsida; Malvales; Malvaceae. The record is from RefSeq and is a predicted model, not a curated record. The transcript is spliced from 2 exons.
UUUGAAAAUGAAAAUGUAAUUAGAGCACCAAGUUCAGGAGAGAAAUCCCUAAGCCUAGGCAGAACCCAAAAACGAAGAGUCCAAAUAAUAAUCCCCAAUUAAGUAAGCAGUCGGAGAAAAGCAGCUCAGAAAUGGAGACGGCGGAGAACGGCGGCGAUAAUGAUAAAAUCCUCAUAAACAGCCACUGGUAUUGGGCCAUAGCAAGUGUAUCCCAGUUGGGUUGGGCAGUAUCUUCUUAUCGGAGAGGUUAUACCGGCGACCAUCGUUUCAUGCCCUUAAAAGCCUUUGCCGUAGCUUCUCUGUUCCUUGGCGCCUCCGCCUCUGCAUCCGUCGCUUUCCUAAAAGCCUCCGGCAUUCACAAAGUCGAAGAUCUGAUGGGUGUGGGUGCUAGCAUAAGAAGUGGACUUGGAAUUCGGCCGAGGACAGGCGACAAAUGAGUCCCUUUUUUGCCCUUUCUGUUUUCAAGGUCUUUUCUAGUUUACAUCUUUCUUCGAUUUAUUUUUUUCAGUUUGGAAAAUCUAUAAUCUUUAUCAUAAUAAUCAAACAAUUAGCUUUUAGACUCUCAAUCUCUGUCAUUCAGUCUCAAUAACUAAAUUGUUAAGAGACUUGAGGAUAGCUUGUAAUGGAAAGGACAUGUCUAAUACUCAACCCUAACCUGAUAGAAAAAAUGUAAUCCAGUGCUGAACAUAGAAUUGCAAUGGCAACCUUAACAAAUUGCUUCAAAAAUUAUUUAGAAUCAUAUGCAAUUUAGCUGUCUGUUGAACUGUUUCAUAUAUACUAUUGGAGCACCCAAAUCAUAGAAGACCUAGCUAGCACCGCCUGGCGCUGUGUAGUCUCCUUCCUCUGGUGGAGGCUCUCCCGUAAAUGCUCUCUCUUUUUGUUUUCCAUGCCUUCUGGUCUUUGUGGUGUUGCCGGCUGCCGCUUGAGGUCUCAUAUUGUUGCUGGAAGAUGGUUUUGGACUAGCAUGAUGUCACUCUGUUGAAGAGCUUUACACGCCUUCUUGCCUUGGAUGUGAAAAGCCUUUGGUUUUGGUUCUCAAAUGCAUUUGGAUUUCAUACUGAAUGACUGCACCCUUGGGGAUUUGAUAUCCUCUCCUCCUUGAGGAAAUCGAUUUGUCUUCUUUUUUGGGUUUUUCUUUGGCGACCUUUGGUGUCUUGUUUGGGUAUGGCUUCUCUGUUUAGAGAAGUGUUCGUACCCAUUGCCGAGGGGGUCUUUCCCUGGGCUGAUUUUCUUUUGAGAUUGUUUCUUGUCCUUUCGAGAUGCUUUGCCCAUGUUGCUAGCUAAUAUGUUAAAAUCCAUGUUACUUGAAUUCAAAGGUAGAUCUCAGAAUAUAAAUACAUUUAUAACAUGAAUAUUGCUCAACUUGUUUCUAAA